Thamnophis sirtalis is the source of this 1509-nucleotide messenger RNA. Lineage: Eukaryota; Metazoa; Chordata; Lepidosauria; Squamata; Natricidae. The record is from RefSeq and is a predicted model, not a curated record.
AACUGGGAAUUCCUUGGUUGUCGGUGUAUCUUCCUGUAAAAAGUUGCCAUGUUAUUUUGAAAGAUAAAACUGGGACUUUUUCUCCUCCAUCAUUAAACAGGUCUGAAACCAAUAACUGGUGCAACUGGACCAUAUGGGCUGGUUCUCACAAGCAUAUCCUGAUUUACAUAGAAGGGUUUGAAGGAAAGUCAAACUGUGAUGACAAUCAGGAUAGGAUCUUAUUCCAAGGAGUUUUGUCAAGUAUUGAAAACAAAGUAGUUUAUGCUUGCAGAAACCAUGGUACUCUGAUUUUUGCUACUCAAGCAGUAGCAGUCUAUGUAGUAUUUUUGUCAGAAGUUUCUUCUCAGAACCAAAGUCAUAAGCACUUUAAAGGACGGUAUUAUAUAUUUGAAGAUCAUGUAAAUUCUACAAGUGGUGAAAAAUCAGUUUUGAAAUCUAACAGCAGUUGUAGAUCUAAGUCAUAUGUAUUGCAUACAAGACACAGUUUGAACUCUACAGCAACUACCCCAACGCUUGGCAUAGAGAAUUGGCUGUCUGAGACAAAUGAAAAGACUAUUAAAACUGGGACAAAAACAUUUUUAAAACCAGCUGUUGGCAAGCAUAUGCAUGUUUCUCUCUUGAAAUCAACAAAAACGGUUAGCUUGAAUCCAUUUGAUUUGAAGAGAAGACAAGUUACAAAACCAUCUGUUGACAAUGGUAGGACUUUGAACGAAAGCCCUACACUAGGAUCAGAGUCCAAUGAUGCAAAGAAUGAGGAAGAAGAUUUUUCACACCAGCCAGAUGUUUAUUCAACUUCUCCACCCACGUCUCAUAAUCCUCAAAUGAUGACAACAUCAUUGGAAGCAACAAAAAAUCAUGGCGCUUUGACUGAUUUUGACGGUCCUCAGAAUGAUGGUUCUACAACCACACGAUGGGUGACAACACAUGUGAGAAGUAGUGAAGGGGAAAUCACGAAUGCUAUUACUUUUCUGUUGGAAGAACAGAGAAUUCCAGUCCAAUCUCUUAAAAGUAUCCCACCAAAGAUGCAGAAACAAAUGCUUCAAAUGCUGCUUCCUAAUUCUGAGGUUUCCAAGAAAAAGGCAGAUUUAACGGAACCUCCACAACACUUGGAACAGACCAAAAUAUAUAAACGAGAGCAGAUGAACAAUCAAGUGUCUACAGCGGAGAAUGGCAACACUGCUGUGCAAAUAACUGUAUCUGAAGGAAUUGAGGCAAGCCCCUCCAAGUCUACUAUGGAAACCAAAUCCCAUCAUGCCCUGAUUUUAGCCUCUACUGAUAGACAUCCUACUCCUUCUCUGAAGAUAUUUAACAAUUACUUGAUGAGUACUUCCACCACUGUGAAUCCCAAAGUGAUGCCUUCAAAUUGGCUGAUGAGAACUCAGAUAAACACAGCUUUUACUACACAAUACAAGAAGUCAGUAAACAGGAAUAGAGAGCAUUUGCAAAAGAAGCGGAUCAAAACAACGCCAACCAGUAGCAUUCUCUUGAAAGUAAGAAAUAAAUCCUAUG